This is a messenger RNA of Aspergillus sclerotioniger CBS 115572, 6360 nucleotides long. RefSeq lists its product as uncharacterized. The coding region runs from base 1 to 6360 and encodes 2119 amino acids. Lineage: Eukaryota; Fungi; Ascomycota; Eurotiomycetes; Eurotiales; Aspergillaceae. Gene Ontology annotation, molecular function: microtubule binding; transmembrane transporter activity. The record is from RefSeq and is a predicted model, not a curated record. Gene Ontology annotation, biological process: transmembrane transport. The transcript has 10 exons.
AUGCACAUUCCAGUCAACUUCCGUCAAUUUGACAUCCGUCAGGAUGGCCCGGGCAACGUCAACAACAUUAACCCCGCCACCAACAACAACAAUAAUAACACCGACGGCGGCCAUGAUAGCAGCAGCUCGUCGCAUAGUAGCAAUAGCUCGGACAAGAACAAUAUUGUCAUAAUAUGUGUCGCUUGCAUCAUCUUUGUCCUGGCCUCCUCCCUAAUGAUCUACUUCGUCUUACGGACCCUCCGCCGCAUGGACUGUCGCCCAAAAUACCUGCCCGGGAAAUUCUUGAAAGACAAAUGGAAUAGGUGGAACGUGGGCGUCACGUACGGCCAGGUCCCGGAUGGAUCUUCGUCGAAUAACCAGAAUGCGAACGCCACCAGAGCCGGACCCUCCGAGAGAGGCGCCGAAAUGCGAACCACCACCGCCCCCCCUGCCGCCAACAAUACUAGCAAUGUCCGGCGCGAUACAUCAGUUCGCUCUGUGAUCACCCUCCCCGCCUACUCAGCCAGUCCCAAGCCAACGGAACAGGUUAUUGCUCGAGAAGGAGAACGAGAAGGCAUGGACAUGGUUGUGGAAUUCCCCGAAACAGCGGAAGAGGAGGAGAAUCGCCGAGAAGAAUUGAUGGAGUCGCUGUACCAAAUUCGGCUGCAACGGCGAGACGAACUGGCCGAACGUGAGUGGCGCCGACAGGAGCGUCGGGAGGCUCGUGAGCGCGGAGACUAUAUCCGUGUCGAACAACUUCGGCAGGAAAGUCGCGCCCGCCAAAGAAAUCGCAUAUCUGCCAAUGGUAGCGGCUCAAAUCUCAGUGCAGCUCUAGCCGAAUCUCGGAAUCGUGGUCGCGAUAGGCGCAUCUCCAGUGUGUCUUAUGCGGAGUUGGGCCACGUCCGGCACGACGGAUCGCGUAUCAGAGCUAGUUCGCCCGACUCUGACCGUCGUCCUCUCCUCAACGAUGCUUCUGGGGCCAAUACAGAUACUCCUGAUCGAUCUUCAGGGUCAAUUCUCACUGGCGUCCAUUCCCGGGGCGAGUCCUACUCGUCGUAUCAGUCUGGCACCUCCGACGCGGAUACCCUCACUCAGGUCCAGUCGCAUGCAACGUCUACCCAUUCGGCAGACCAUCCAUCGCCAGGUACCGAUGAGAGCGAUGUUGGCGCACUCCACAUUCCGCCGCCCGAGUACGAGGAUUUGGACUGGGGGGAAGCGCCGCCUUAUACCAGUCCGAUCGCAGAGACCAGCGGACACGCGCCACAGCUGCGUGAAUUGACUACUCUACCUACCAUUCAUAUCGACGUUGCUAGCCCUAUAAGCAAUACUCCUACUACCCCCACGAAUCCCCUGCGGGAAGAGCAGCAUUCUGCUGAGCAACAUUCCGCUGGGCGACACCCCACCGAGGCUCCCUCCGAAGAACGUAUCUGCGCGUCUCAUAUCGCCAACAUGUCGCGCGAAGCAACAACGAACAGCUUCGCGUCGUUCGGCUCAGACUUCGACCCCGAGCACGAGGCUCUCGCAUCUACCAAGGAACUUGGUGGAAGCCCCCGGCUUCCGUCCAUGAACAAAAACGCCAGAAAGCGCCACGAGUUCGAGGAAGAAGAGCCUGAUUAUGCCUUCAACACAUCUACCUUCGAACAAUACCUGCCAGACUUCUCCCCGAUCGGCACCUCAGAAGAAGAAGCCGACCACGACGACGACAGUAUCUCCAUCGAGGCCGGACGAGGCCCUGCGAACCCUCCCCGCCGUCUGGACGACUCGAGAAACUCCUACAUGACCAUCGAAAACAGUGUCCGCUCGUCAUCUCCAGCGGUUAGACUCGACUACCCUACCUCCAAUACCCCUCAGAAGUCUGCCAUGCGUAACCCGGCGAGAAGAGCGGUCAGCGAAAGUCUCCGAAAGGAUGCUCAGAUUAGACGCGCCAGUCUUGCGCAGAAAGAGAACGUCGAUCCCCAGACAGCCAAGUCGAAUCGCAGGGAGCAGCGGCGAACUCUGUCAGAGAUGCACGCAAAGGUCCGCGAUGCUUAUGAAGGAUCCUUGAUUGAAGACGAAAGACCCCCUGCGGUGGCUAACAGUACGCGUCCGACACGAUUCGGAAACCUUAACCUCUCCCAUCAAAUUGCCGACGCCGUGGAGAAGGCUUCCCAAGAGGCUUACGCUCGCGAACUUCGUCGCGGAAAGGCUAACACCAACUCGCGCAGUAUGCCAAAUAGUGCGGGCGACACGGGCACACAGCACUCAUUCCUUCUUCCAGACCUUCCUAAUCUGUCUGAGUUGGUCUCGGGCGUAUAUGAGGAUGGAACGCCGGUUUACGCACGCCAGAGCAGGUCACGUACGACGCGUUUUGUGUCUCCUCAAAAUGAUGCCACUGAUGUAUCAUUGACUCGCGAACAUAUGCCGCUCGAUGCAGUGCCGAUCCCAGAAGAUGAAAAGGCUCUAUUCGUCUCGUUGAGGCUUCUACAGGACAAGGUCUCGGAACUCGAAAGAUCCAAGACUGAAGCCGAACGGAGGAUGGAUGAGAUGAAACGGGAGAACGAGAGUUUGAGGACAACCAAGUCGCGCAACAAGGACAAACACGGUCGCAGCCGACCAUAUGAAUCGGAGGAGGAUCAGUAUAGGAGAGAUCGACUGUCCAGUGACAAUCAAAAGCUGGAUGCUGCCAACCUGGCGUUGCAGAAUAAACUCGACAUCAUCGAAAGGAAGACUCAGAUUCAGGAGUCGACUCUGAAACGGCUGAAUCGGGAGCGUGAUAUGGCGGUCUCUCAGUUGGGGGUGGCCUACCUUGAAACGCAAGACCUCAAGGGCGAGAAUGAGAGUCUUCGUCAAGAGAUCUUAGACCUGAAGUCGCAGCUGACAAAGAUUCUGUCUGCCGGCCCCAGAAACCGUGACGACACCGUCGACUCAGAGCUGUCUUCUUCUUUGACUGAUGCAAGUGACGACGAUAGCCAGCUAGACACGCAACGAAGCAAGCACACCAGCCGAAGCACGAGGGAGGUCACUGGCAAGAGUUCGCGCUCGCGGUCUAAGGCUGGGCGUCAAGAGGACUCGCGUGCUAAGGUCUCGACGCAGGUCGACAAGGAAAUCUCUCGACUCGAAAAGGAACGUGCGGAAGAGGCUCUGUUUUCACUCGAUGUCCCACAGAUCAGGGAAAAGUCAAGGACCAAGGCAGAGAAGUCCAAAAGCCGGUCACAGACUAGCGAUGUGAACAGCAAGAAGCAGUCAAAUACUGGCAAACAGCGCGUUAAGCGAGUGGUUGUCGAAGAGGUUGACGUGACUGAGCCUUUGGAGUCCAGUGGAGAGGUCACUGGAAACACCAGGAAAUCCAGCGCAACCGAGCAGGACUUGACUCUCCUAAGCUUUGUUGAUGAACGUGAGAUUGCUCAGUUGCGAAAGACGCUCGAAGAGGAGCGACUGGCUCGGAAACGGCGGCAAUCCAACACGAACACGGAUCAGACUGCAAACGAAACAGGGAACACCACCCGUCAGAGCGUUCCCAAAUCGACUGUUCCUAGAAAGUCUUCCCUCAAGGAAAGCAAGGGGGUGCCAUCCAGACCCGCCUCGGCAAUGGACUUGACCGCACCCUCCAAGGCCAGCAUGGCGGAAGGAGACAGCAACCUGUCGGUACCCGUUGAACGUCCCAGACGGCACUCGGAUCACUCUGCGCCUGCUGCUGCUCAGCGCCGCCGGCGACGAAUCGCCGAAGAGAUGACAUCGGCCUUCAUUCUCCCUGAUAUUACAUUCAACCCUGCUCAUCUAGCCGACAACAACCUUGCGAAGCUUCCAGAACCUGCACAGCGUGCCCUCGAUAGCGCCACUCAGCACAACGGCAAAAACUGCACCGUCUGCAAGCGUUCCAUCCCCGAUGGCUCUUGUGACCAUCCCGCCGAGGCAGUGAAGAUUCCCAAGCCUAUUCCAGUCUCGGAACGUAUGCCUGAGCCUUCUCCUUACAAUGAGGAACCUACGAUGCGGCCGGCGCAGUCGCCCGAACUUGCCCUUGCGACCGUGCUCAAGGCCUUGGAAGACGAGCUCGCACACUUGAAGAUGCAAUUGGUGGCAUACCAGGGCGCGUACAACAAGCUGGAUGCGUCGUUGAGCAAGCGGCAGCGGAAGUCUGUCGGAGAAAAGAUCGAGAAGCUGUUGAAGGAUAUCGAUAUGAAGGCUGACCAGAUAUAUGCGCUCUACGAUGUCCUCGAGGGCCAAAAGCAGAACGGCCGUGAGAUGACCGAGCAGGAGAUGGAGGUGACCCUUCAAUCGAUCGGAAUUGAUACCGCAGGGCGGGCAGCUGAUGUCACUGCCACCACUGAUAAGUCCUCUCGCAAAGGCCCCGAGCCGGACUACGAUGAGGAUGACGACGAACUUCCCUGGGAAGGAUUCGAGAUUUCCUGGUCCUCCCCCAAGACACAAUUCCCGGUCUCUACAAUCUACAUGACCUCCACACCACAUAACUAUGAUGCUCGCAGCCUGCACACCGACUAUGUAGAUACUCCUGCGACCGACUCGGGCACCUCGCGUGUCCGAAAGGAUCCGUUCCAGCCGGAGAACCAAUUCUUAUCCCCGACGAUCUCCCUCAAUUCAUAUGCGGACGGCGACGAAGAGAGCGUCAACACGGCGAUCCACGAUGGCAGCUCCGCGCAGACCCGUAUUCUUGCGCCUGCGCCCGAAUUUAUCGCUUCACGACGCUUAUCAGUAGAUAUCGCUAAUAGUAGCGACGACGAUAACGACAGCGACGGGGAUGAUGAUGAUGAUGAUGAUGACGAGCACCACAGCAGUGACACCUCUGAUCCUCCCAACGAGAAGCCAGUUACUUGGUCCUCGUUGCCUAAGAAGAGCCAACUCGCUAUCUUGACCAUUGCUCGACUGUCGGAGCCGCUGACCCAGACAUCGUUGCAAGCCUAUAUGUUCUACCAGCUCAAAUCCUUCGACCCCUCCCUCCCGGACUCGACGAUCUCGACGCAGGCGGGGAUUCUGCAGGGCAGUUUUACCGCGGCGCAGUUUCUGACGGCCGUCUGGUGGGGUCGACUGGCUGAUGCGGAAUGGAUGGGCAGGAAAAGAGUCCUUCUUAUUGGGUCGCUCGGAACCUGUAUCUCGUGUUUGGGAUUCGGCUUCUCCAAGUCGUUUGUCGCGGCGGCCGUGUUUCGCACGCUGGGCGGAGCGUUGAACAGCAAUGUGGGUGUCAUGAGAACUAUGAUUGCGGAGAUUAUCGAGGAGAAGAAGUACCAAUCUCGAGCAUUCCUCUUGUUGCCAAUGUGCUUCAAUGUUGGUGUGAUUAUCGGUCCGAUCCUUGGUGGUGCAUUGGCGGAUCCGCUGAAGAGUUAUCCUCACCUAUUCGGCCCCGGGACGCUGUUGGGAGGCGACACUGGGGUGGGCUGGAUGCGGAAAUGGCCGUUUGCGCUGCCUAAUCUGCUUAGUGCGAUUUUCAUCUUCUUCUCGUUGGUGGCCGUCUUCUUUGGACUGGAUGAGACACAUGAAGUUGCGCGUUAUCGGAGUGACUGGGGCCGGAAAUUGGGACGCAAGAUUUCGAGGGCAUUCGCCAGGCGUCGGGGACGGUAUUACCGUCGCUUGAUGGAGCAUCCGGACGAUGAGUCUCUAUACGUUGACGGCAGCAUCGCUAGCAGAUCGGCCCCAUCCACGCCGCUGCGCUCGCGCGCUCGACCUCGUCACAAACGUCCCAGUUUUGGCCAAAUCUGGACACCUAAUGUCCUCCUCACGCUGCUAGCCCAGUUUCUUCUGGCUUUCCACACCAGCGCGUUCAAUUCGAUGACUUUCACGUUCUUACCCACCCCGCGCGCCCCCAAGGACAGCCAAGAUGGAUGGUUCCAUUUCGGCGGUGGUCUGGGCCUACCAUCGUCUCGAGUCGGUAUGGCUACCGCUAUCAUCGGGAUCAUCGGCCUACCGUUGCAAAUUUUUGUCUACCCCUGGGUCCAAGGGUAUUUGGGCACGUUGCCGUCCUUCCAAACCUUUUUGCCCUUCUCUUCCUUGGCCUAUGCCCUGAUGCCGUUCCUCCUGAUCGUCCCACGAGUAGCGUGGAUGGUCUGGCCAGCCUUUACAAUUGUCAUUGGGCUCCAGGUCAUAUCCCGGACGUUUGCUCUGCCAGCCGCCGUUAUUUUGGUGAACAACUCGGUCUCCGAUCCGUCCGUUCUAGGGACCAUCAAUGGGGUGUCCCAAAGCAUUUCGAGUGCAGCACGCACGCUGGGACCGUUCAUUGGAGGUUGGGGCCUAGGGCUGGGACUAGACUGCAACUUUGUUGGCGGGAUCUGGUGGGCUCUGGCACUGGAGGCCUUGGCGGGCUGGUUCGUCCUGUUCUUCAUCUAUGAAGGCAAAGGGAUUGAGAAGAAGAAGCACACGGAGGAUAUUGAAGAGGGAGAGGAGCGCCGCUGA